This is a messenger RNA of Iphiclides podalirius (scarce swallowtail), 654 nucleotides long. NCBI's taxonomy places the organism in Eukaryota, Metazoa, Arthropoda, Insecta, Lepidoptera, Papilionidae. The record is from the annotation of a GenBank genome assembly.
AUGAGGACCAUUGCGGUUGCCGUUUUGAUGAUUCUGGCUAGCGCCAGCGCUGUGCCCCAAGUUUAUGACUUGGACGAGAGAAGUAACGUGAUUACCGUUAUCCAAGACGCUAUUGACAGGAUAAAGGAACUUAUCACCGACCCAAUUGUCGUUGAAUUGGCGGAGGGCGACUAUGAGCUACCUAUUCCCGGAAUUUUCUCUGCCACUGCCUUCGUUAAAGACAUUAGUGUAACCGGUGCCAGCAAUAUCGUUAUUGACAAUAUCGAUUAUUCGGAGACGACAAACAAGCUUUCUCUUGAUCUCUCCCUGCCCGAAGUUCGUGCUAGAUUGGGCGCUGCGGAGGCACAAGUCACGAUCCUUGGUUUCACUCUUCGUGGUAUAGCUGACGGCGAACUAGCCAUUUCUGGUCUCCGCAUUAGUAGUGAGAGCACCGUUAAAGUUGAUGACUCUGGGACUUCAGUUAGCGAGCUUGUCCUAUCUUCGAGCCUUGAAGGCGUUCAGUCUUCUAUUCACUUGAACCUCUUCGGUUACGACUUGUCAGUAUAUGUCAACAACUUCUUCGGGAGAACUCUGCCCGAGCUUCUCAGCAGCUACGUGGAACCCAUUAACCGAAUACUUGCUCGUCUCAUCCUGUUCCUGCUCGAACGCGUUUUG